AAUUAUUAGAAUAAUCAACUAUGAAGUAAUUUGGGGGUAUUGAGGUAGAGCUACAAACUGGCACUCGUUUCUCUCUGGUCCUGUCUAGUUAAACUUUUACUGCCCCCUGUGUUUUGAAAAUGAGUCCACUUCCAUAGCAACCUGGGCUGUGUCUAAUUUCACUCAGAGGUUUGUGGUGGCCGAACACACUUCAAAAGUGACUGCUCUGCUUGACUUUUUGGACAGACAGUUUGAAAAUACUGCAUAUGCACCAGUAGUUUUUAGGUGAACAAUGUGUGGAGUCAUUUCAACAGACUUUCCCCAUCUUACUGCUGGCAAUUUUGAAAGCUCUCUGGCCUCUGAUGAUGUGCUGACUCACUUCUUCAAUGAUUUCUUAAGUCUGCCGUCCUUCCCAGAGGCUCUACUGUACAAUCAGGAGACUGGGCUGUUUGAGGUGGUGAAUGGAGCAGCUCAGUUUGUCUCCAGUAGAAUCAGAUCAGUCCUACAACAUUGCAAAUCACAACUUCUUACUGGUGACCCGACGGCACCAUCCAGAACCUCUCCAGUGGACAAUGAUUACACAGUCUGUUGCCUCGACAGAGAGCAAGGAAUCCAGUGGAUCAAAAGAGAAAGACUGCCUUUUUUCCUUCAAAGUGAUUGCUACUAUGAAUACAGACUAGCCAAAAUCCUGCUUCAGUGGGACCCAAAAUUCUGUAUCCACAGAAGAAGCAGUUCAAGUCGAACCACUCUUUCAGCCCCACAACUGCGAUGUUUCUCCGAAUUUAACAAAGAAAAUAAUGACGCACUGAAGGCCGUGAGGUGGUCACAUAGUGAAAAGAACAUUUCAGCAAAACGAGGUUCUGUGAGCACGAGUAAAGUUACAUAUCUGUCCUCUGGCCAGAAGGAGGAUAUCAACACAAGAAGCAGCACAUCAUCUAGUUGCUACUCCAGUUGUUCUCAGCUAGAAAACCCUUGUACCCAUUCCUCUUGGUCCUCAUCCGGUUCCACUUUCUCUCACCUUAAAUGUGAGGAAACUCAGGAACUCCCAAGUUUACAAGCAGAACUGGGUCUCUGCUGCACAGGGCCGUCAGCUGGUGUUAGAGAAAAGAUACACCUCAAACAACCCAGUAGCCAGAUAUUUAACUCUGCUGAACAACAACUGGAGUUCCUGGCUGCCACAGUGGUGAAACUGGUACUUGAAAAUGCAAUGAAUGUGAUGAAUAGUCAGAGCCAGGAAAACACCUCUGAGUGUCUCAGCAAGUCAGGACACCAGACACAUUGUACCAACACAGACAAACCCUGUGAAUGUAAAGUUUAUCAGCAUUCAGCGGAUCAGGACAGAGAAAGACUGGAAGAGAAGGUGGGGAAGGUUCAACAUGACGCAAGGGGGAGUGAAUGGGAAGAAAAGACAGAUUGGGAAAAGAAGAAUAGGGAGGUGGAGAGUAGAGGCGCAUACCAACAAAAUGUCCUUGAUAUUUGUUGCCAUGAUACCUGUUGCUAUGGCAAUAGGCCAGGCUUGGAUGAGUUCAAAGAGUUUUUGCGAGGAACACCAGGAGAGAAGAUACUUAAUCUAUGGCUGGAUAUAGAGAGACUUAAAGCUACACAGCACAGAGAGAGGAAGAACAGGUAUUUGGUCCUAAUGAGGAGCUGGUACCUGUUGAGCAGCAGUCAGAGCUGUCUAAAUGUGGGGCUGCUCUCCAGACUGGGCCUGACUACCUCCCCCUGCUGGACAGAGGAGAAACUGUGCUCAGUUCAGCCCUGCCUCACUGAGUCUCUGCUCAACUACUGGGCUCCUCGGUUCUGGACUUCCCACUUUUUUCGGGCAGACUGUAAUGACUCUUCUCACAUUGGGCCGUGGGCAGAGAGGUGUCACAGGCCUCUAUCAAGCAUACAGCCCUGCGAUGCCUCUUUGAUUUGGCCUCUCCCAUGCCCUGACACCUACUUGCCUCGACUCUCCCAUACUGUGCAUAAAGAGUCAUUUAGCAGAGGUCACUUGUUACAUAACAGAAGAAUGGAGAAGAUGUUACAGGCUCUUUAUGCUGACUCCCGUGCUGGUUUAUACUUCACACACUUCUGUGAACAAUCUGGGAACCAGUUUUGGGUGAAUGCAAUGUACUUCUGGACUGACCUGCAGCACUACCAUGAGCUGUUCUACCAGGACGGGCUGGAUCCAUACAGAGUGCAGAGAGAGGCGCAGCUCCUUUACUCCACAUAUCUUUUCAGUUCUGCCAGGAGGAGCUUUGGUGUCGAGGAGGAGAUCAGAAGGGAGGUAUAUGAUGGACUGAGGCCUGCCUUUGAGGAGCUGUUUGAUGGGGUUGAAGAAUACACCCUGAACAUCCUGUUGGAGCCCUGGACACUUCUGGCUAACAGGGACAAGGAGUCCUUCCAGCAGGUGUGUGUGCACGAGGAGGUUCGCUGCAUUGAGAGCCAGGAAUACAGGGAACUCCAGAGUCUGUGUGAGGAAUCAGAGCGGCAGCUGAAACGGGAGAAACAAUGUGGGUCCAUGCUAUUUUCCUCACCUUGUAGUCCCUUCUCAAAGGGUCCCCAUGCUUCUGACUCCUGGUCCAGUGUGUCUCCAAAUUAUCAAGGUUACCGUUUAGGUUCCUUAUUUCGUCACCGUCAUGAAAUUGGGCACUUUAUGUCUUUCCUACAGAAUCAGGAUGCUAGUAUCCAUCUGACGUGUUGGCUGGAUCUGGAGCAAUACAGGAGGACUCCUCAGAAGGACAAGGCUAUUAGACAGGAGAGGUCGGCUCAUAUUGCCAAAAAAUACCUCAACAGGAAGUACUUCUUUGGCUCUGACAGUCCUGCCACAACACAACAACAGAAUGAUAUACUACGUCUGGCAGGUGGACUGGAGCGUCUGAAGCUGGACUGUCUUUCAAACCCAGUCAUCGUGGAGAUCCAGGACAUUGUCAGGAAUCACAUUGAGAAAACAUGGCUGCCUUUGUUUCUGUCCACGGCAGAGUUCACCGAGCGACAGAGACUCAAACCAAAGAUGCAGGCAGCAGACAGGCUCUCAGAGCACGUCUACCGUCGGUGCAGAACGAGGAGAGAAGCCUGGAAGGCUGAGGGCUUGUGGAUGUCUUCCUCUAAAGAGAUUCUGCUGUUUCGACGAAUCCUUCUCAACCCUGUCACCUGCCAGCAGUUUCAGCAUUUUGUCUCCCUGAAGGGUGACUUCCUGGAGAAUGAUGUGCUAUUCUGGUUGGAGGUGCAGAGGUACAAGGAUCUUUGUCAUUCACACAGCGAUGAGGCCACCAUCCAGCAAAAGAUCUCCACUAUCAUCAGCUGCUUUAUCAACUCCUCCAUGCCCCCUGCCCUGCAGAUAGACAUCCCUCCAGAACAGGCACAGCACAUUCUGGACAAACGCCAUGAGCUGGGUCCUUAUAUCUUCAGAGAGGCACAGAUGUCAGUGUUCAGUGAAUUACUAAAGUGCUGGCCUGAGUUUCAAAAGCUCAGCAGCAGCAUCCAAAAGGAGCAGCUCCUUCCUCUGCUGCAGGAGAAACGAGCCAAAUACAGAGCCAGAGUCCGGCGACAGAGGAGGAAGGAGGAGGAGGAGGAGGAGGAGGAAAAUGAGAGGAGGCGAAUGCAGGAAGAGCUGGAGAAACAAGAGUCCAAUUUGACAGAGGAGGAGGAGACAGAUGAAAAUGAAACAGAAGAAGAACAAGAGGAAAGAAGUGAAAGAAAGGAGUCGAGGAAACAGAGCAGAGUUCUGUUGACUCCCACACAGCCGGUGUCAUGGUCAUACUCCAAGUACAUGGCAGGUCUGAAGAGGGAGGAGGCGCUGCUGAGGAGACAGAGUCAGCUAGAAGCCUCCUUCUCCACAGUCUCAGACUCAUCCUUUAACUGCAGCAUCAAGUCAUCAAGCAGCAGGUACGACUGCCGGCAGUCCUCACAUCGCUCCUCCACCACAGACAGCAAACAGUGCAACAGAUAUAACAGGGGUGUAAGAGCUUGCGACAUGAAAUGAAACCAGUGUUGGAACUGACUUCAUGCAGAACAAACACAAACAGGCUGACUGACACCGUUACUGGAGGACAAUGAGUGAAAGCUGAGAGCGGAGCGGCUACUAAUAUGACGAUGAUGAGGUAUCAGUUUACAUGAUGUAAGAAUCAUCUGACUAU
Messenger RNA from Amphiprion ocellaris (clown anemonefish), 4100 nucleotides. Its product is annotated as regulator of G-protein signaling 22. Gene Ontology annotation, molecular function: G-protein alpha-subunit binding. Lineage: Eukaryota; Metazoa; Chordata; Actinopteri; Pomacentridae. Bases 272 to 3946 code for a protein of 1224 amino acids. The transcript is spliced from 24 exons. The record is from RefSeq and is a predicted model, not a curated record. Gene Ontology annotation, biological process: regulation of signal transduction.